AUGAAGAUCUUGGCCGCCCGGGACCUGUUCCUCUCGAACUACGAGGUCGAACAACAGCUCCAGGAGCUUAAAAAACGGUACAACUGGACGUUCACCUUGGACGAUGAUAAGAAGACCCGCGACCGCCACCGCAAACGGUUCACCGCGGCGGGGAUCAACUUGGAAGUGGUGACCCGCGAUACCUUGGCCUACUUCCACAAGACCCCCACCAAUAACUACCAGGAUUUCGACCAGUUUAAACUGUUGAUGGAGUACUUGAACACGUUGGACUUGGUUAAAGCGGAGAAACUCCAGAUCGUGAAUCAGUUGCCGCGCCAAUUAGUGCAAUUGUAUACCGUGGUCGAUGAGUACGGGGAGAGAUUUGGCGAGGACCAAGCCCAGGAGAUUUGCGAUAAAAUUAACGAGAUAGUGCCUGAACCGGAAACUGAAGCCGUGGAAGAAGAAGAAGCAGAAGAAGCAGAAGACGGUGAAGCGAUGGAAGUCGACGCCGUUGAAGAAGACGAUUCCGAUGAAGUCGUCGUGGUCAAGGAAGAGACCGCGUAA
Diutina rugosa is the source of this 543-nucleotide messenger RNA. RefSeq names its product DNA-directed RNA polymerase III subunit. The transcript has a single exon. The coding region runs from base 1 to 543 and encodes 180 amino acids. Lineage: Eukaryota; Fungi; Ascomycota; Pichiomycetes; Serinales; Debaryomycetaceae. Gene Ontology annotation, biological process: transcription initiation at RNA polymerase III promoter. Gene Ontology annotation, cellular component: RNA polymerase III complex. The record is from RefSeq and is a predicted model, not a curated record. Gene Ontology annotation, molecular function: nucleotide binding.